CUCGCAUUCGCCCUGGUUCUGACGCCGGUCACCUCCACCUGUGCUGCACGUGAGCUAUGAGAUGCACAUUUGGAGGAUCGCGGAAGUCAAUGGAAAAGUUAUGUUCAAACAAAAAACUCAUUUUCUGUACUAUUGCGCUCUUUCUGACUACAUAUACAUUCGUUGGAAACCCCUGGAAACAAGUGUUCAGCCAUGAGCCGCUCUUUGCGCUCGGCACCAGGCUGGUUCGAAAUGAUACCGAAAUGGAGACAUCCAUGGUCAGCCAUCCGUUACGGAAGCCUAUUUCGUCUAACCACACUGGGGUCAACAUACUCCUCUAUUGGACACAUUAUCAGGACAGACCUGUCUUCUAUAAUGGAUUAGGCCAGAAGCCUUUCAGUGGCUGCCCGGUGAAGAACUGCCUUACGACCGCAAACAGAUCCUUGCUUCGUCAAGCUCGUGCUGUCCUGUUCAAUGGAUUUUACAUGAACGCGACAGAUCUUCCUGAACACAGACGGCAAGAUCAGCAAUUUGUUUUCUAUAUGAUGGAAUCCCCAAUGCGAAAGGUGAACCUUUUAAAUUCGCUGGACUACUUCUUCAACAUAACAAUGACUUAUCACCGUCACGCGGAUGUCUUCUCUCCAUACGGCACAACAGUGGCUGGGAAACAAACAGGGGAGCUGCCAGAGUUCUCCAAGAGAGUCCGCGCAGCUGCCUGGGUGGUGUCGCACUGCAGCACCCACUCCAAGAGGGAGGAAUACGUCCAGAAGCUCGCACGGCAUCUUGUCGUGGACAUCUACGGCAGAUGCGGAACGCUUAAGUGCCCCAGCGACCAAGGCGGUGGAAGGAACGCGGAGGCCUGCUACCGAACUCUUGCUGCGUCGCACUUCUUCUACCUGUCAUUUGAGAACAGCCUGUGCGAAGACUACAUUACAGAAAAGUUCUGGCACGCUCUGCGGGCGGGUAUAGUGCCGGUGGUGCGUGGAGCGUCGCCCGAGUCCUACCGUCGCGUGGCCCCACCCAACUCCUUCAUUCACGUGCAGGAUUUUGCCAGCGUGCAGCUGCUGGCAACCUAUCUCACAUCUCUCAUGGAGAACCGCACCGCGUAUGAAAGCUACUUCGCAUGGCGCAACAGCUACCGGGUUGGUUGGUACCCGGCUUUCUGCCACCUAUGUGCCUACGUCAGUCGGAAACAGCCAACCAAGUCAGUCAAAAUUUCCGAGGUGUGGGGAAUAGAUCGCAGUUGCGUCAGACCCGAUGUUACUGACAAGGAAUAAGGCAUGGAGUUCUCUGCACUCUCCGUGUCUGUUCUGAAAUGUUCUCGUAAAGGAAACGCUCAACAUUUGAAGAUAUGAAGUAAGCAAGUGGUGGAAUAAACUCACUUACAUCUAUUUGUAUACUUUUGAGCGGAACAGUCAGUUUUAGUUGCUUAUGUAAUUUCUGGGAACAAAUCUCACGCGAAGCAGUGCUUGUGUGUAUGCCGUGAUCCCUACCAUCUGAUCGCGCAAUGUCUGGCUAACGGCAGAUUUUGGUGGCGAGAGCUUAACGUGUCGCAAUGCUCGACAGGGUCGGACCUGUUUUCUGACGUGAUCUGACCCUUAACGCAAUCGCUGCCAUUGCCAUAGGAAUCUUGCAUAGCUUGCACAACAUAUCUAAGAGUCAGUGGACUGUCAUUGUGUGUGAAAUCCGUGCUCAAGUCACCAGAUAUAAGCAGCUCGACAAUGGGGUAUGUAUUCACGUUGCAGCACAUUCCAAUGUACCUUGUAUUUCAUCAAAGGAUAAAAUACAUGCCUGUCGUAUUGUC
Pollicipes pollicipes is the source of this 1783-nucleotide messenger RNA. Its product is annotated as alpha-(1,3)-fucosyltransferase C-like. The transcript has 3 exons. NCBI's taxonomy places the organism in Eukaryota, Metazoa, Arthropoda, Thecostraca, Pollicipedomorpha, Pollicipedidae. Gene Ontology annotation, cellular component: membrane. Bases 57 to 1256 code for a protein of 399 amino acids. Gene Ontology annotation, molecular function: fucosyltransferase activity. The record is from RefSeq and is a predicted model, not a curated record.